AUGGAGCCCAGCAACAGCACAGCCGUCUCUGAGUUCAUCUUGAAGGGAUUUUCUGGUUACCCGGCCCUGGAGCACCUACUCUUUCCUCUGUGUUCAUCCAUGUACCUGGUGACCCUGCUGAGGAACAGCGCCAUUGUGGCGGUGAGCACGUUGGAUGCCUGCCUACACACGCCCAUGUACUUUUUUCUGGGUAAUCUUUCCAUUUUGGACAUCUGCUACACAUCUACCUUCGUGCCCCUGAUGCUGGUCCACCUCCUGUCAUCCCGGAAGACCAUCUCCUUUACUGGCUGUGCCAUCCAGAUGUGCCUGAGCCUCUCCACAGGCUCCACGGAGUGCCUACUGCUGGCCAUCAUGGCCUAUGACCGCUACCUGGCCAUCUGCCAGCCACUCAGGUACCCUGUGCUCAUGAGCCACAGGCUCUGCCUGGUGCUGGCAGGUGCCUCCUGGGCACUCUGCCUCCUCAAGUCCGUGACAGAAACUGUCAUUGCCAUGAGGCUGCCCUUCUGCGGCCACCGCGUGAUUAGACACUUCACCUGCGAGAUCCUGGCUGUGCUGAAGCUGGCCUGCGGAGACACAUCAGUCAGCGAUGCCUUCCUGCUGGUGGGCGCCAUCCUCCUCCUGCCUGUACCCCUGACCCUCAUCUGCCUGUCCUACAUGCUGAUCCUGGCCACCAUCCUGAGGGUGCCCUCAGCCGCCGGGCGUCGCAAAGCCUUCUCCACCUGCUCAGCACACCUGGCUGUGGUCCUGCUUUUCUAUAGCACCAUUAUCUUCAUGUAUAUGAGACCCAAGAGCAAGGAGGCCCAUAUCUCUGACCAGGUCUUCACAGUCCUCUACGCUGUGGUCACCCCCAUGCUGAACCCCAUCAUCUACAGCCUGAGGAACAAGGAGGUGAAGGAGGCUGCCAGGAAAGCUUGGGACAGUCGAUGGGCCUGUAGGUGA
Molecule: messenger RNA, 939 nt
Organism: Arvicola amphibius (Eurasian water vole)
Lineage: Eukaryota; Metazoa; Chordata; Mammalia; Rodentia; Cricetidae
Product: olfactory receptor 13J1
Exons: 1
Coding region: 1-939 (312 amino acids)
Biological process (GO): G protein-coupled receptor signaling pathway
Cellular component (GO): membrane
Molecular function (GO): G protein-coupled receptor activity; olfactory receptor activity
Source: RefSeq, a predicted model, not a curated record